Molecule: messenger RNA, 643 nt
Organism: Ornithodoros turicata
Lineage: Eukaryota; Metazoa; Arthropoda; Arachnida; Ixodida; Argasidae
Exons: 2
Coding region: 125-589 (154 amino acids)
Source: RefSeq, a predicted model, not a curated record
UGUUGCUUGGCGUCACCACGAAAUCCUCCCUGAUGAAGCUGAAGUAAAAGAAGAAGCGCGGACCUGUGCAGCUGCAAGAACACUGCAGCCAGCAGCCACGCAGAGAGGCAGUGGGGCCGGCGGCAUGUGGACUCGACAUUUCAUCUACCGUAUGAGCGCCGACAAGCUGUGUCGUCUCUUGCACAAUGUGGCCGAGGUCUUGUUCCUGGCGGGUUGCUUCUGGAUGGGGCUGUUGGUGCUCGCUUGCGUCCUGGUCAAUCGGCCUAUCUACGAGCGUGUCAACGCCUUCCUGGUCGGACUGCUGCUCCUAGUACCCGCUCCCCUGCUAGUGGUUGGCGAGAGAGCACUUGCGUGUUGCUCGCAAUCUACCAGGCUGGACGAAGAUGAUCCUCUACCGGUGAUACCUUCUCCUAGAAGACGUCGCGAAACCCGUCGGUCGAGUCCCCCGCGGUCCCCAGUGCUGCCCUUCGAGUACGAGGACGUUCACUGGUGGGCAGAUCGGCCCCCGACCUACGAAGAAGCGCUGCGAUUGCCCAAGCUGGAGGACAUGGCGCCCGCCAUACAUCAAGCCGGAAGGAGCAUUGCGUAGCCCAAGCUUACGACGCUCUCCAACAGUAUUAUUAAAAAUUCAUAUAUUUGCCGA